Prunus mume (Japanese apricot) is the source of this 423-nucleotide messenger RNA. The record is from RefSeq and is a predicted model, not a curated record. Lineage: Eukaryota; Viridiplantae; Streptophyta; Magnoliopsida; Rosales; Rosaceae.
AUGCUGACCGAAAACAAAAAUGGAGAUCCUAUUGGUUCUCAGGCUGAAGGAAACUCGAUCCUCUACAUUAUUUAUCCACAAGGUGUGAAGAAACUGUUGGAGUUCAUGAAUAAAAAUUAUCGGAAUCCGAUAAUCUACAUAACUGAAAAUGGAAUUACUGAGCCAAAGGAUAAUAAACUUGGACUUGAUGCUGCACUGAAGGAUCCACGUAGAAUUGAAAAUAAUCUGAGGCAUUUGUUCUGGAUGAACGCCAAUGAAGAAUGGAGUGAACUUGAAAGGAUAUUUCCACUGGGCUCUGCUGACUAUGAAUCGGUUGAUGGAUAUACCUUAAGAUUCGGGCUUUACUACAUCGAUUACAACAACAAUCUCACGCGCAUUCCCAAAGAGUCUGCUAAGUGGCUGCCUAAAUUCGUCAAAGGGUGA